AUGACGUUUAAUAUAAUAAAUUACAUAAAUAUUAAGAGUUUAUUAUUAUUAUAUGUUUUAAUACAUCUUAUUACCUUAAUUUGGGUAUUUAGUAAGAAUAAAGUAAAGAAAAGUACUCUAUGCAAUUAUACUAAAUAUAUAAAAAUAUUUGGUUGGAAAAAAAGUAUAUUUGGAGGUUUAUUAAGAAUAAUUACUUUAUUUUUUCUUAUAUUACUUCCUAUAUUUAUACAUCUAUGCAUUGUAUUGAAUGUAUUUUAUUUAGGAAUAUUUAAUCAAGAGACUCAUGAGGAGCUAUGGCCAGAAAAUGCAAAAAAUUAUGCAUUAAGUUUAGCAAAUAUAAUUUACCUAUUAUUAUUUUGGCAGAUAUUGAUAUUUUUAAAUGAAAAUUUUAAUUUGAUAUUUUUAGUUCCUAGUGAAUUAUCAAAUUGUGAUUAUGUAUCUAUAAAUAUAGAUAAUCCUAAAGAAAUCAAAUAUACAAAAAUAUGUAUGAAUUUACUUUUAGGAAAAUGGAGUAAUAAUACUCACUUAGCAAGAAUAGAAGUAUGUAAAGUAGAAUAUUGUGGUAAAUUAUUUAAUAGAUAUUUUAUAUUUAAUAAUGAGAAAUUUUGGUGGUUAGAAGGUCAAUUUAUAUGGUCUAGAAAUAUUCUAAAUAGAUUAAAUCCUAAUAUAAAAUUACUAAAUAAUUUUGAAGAUAAAGAAUCUGAAGUGAAUAUAAUUAUAGAUAAUAAUAGAGAUUCAAUAAGUAAACUUGUUGGAAUGAAUCGAUUAGAAGUUGAAGAUAUUUCUUCUUUAAAAUAUAUUCUUGAUGAAAUAACUUUAAUUAUGAAUAUAUUCAGAUUUAUUGCCUUAAUAGAUUGUUUAUUUUAUUCAUUUAUUAUUUGGCCACUUUGUUGGUGUUUCAUUACUAUAUUAUCAAUAUAUUUGACUAUAUCACGUAGGUAUAAUAAUAAUAAAUAUAUGAAACAAUUAGUUAGUAUGCAUGAUAAAGACUAUGUAUCUAUUAUAUCAGAUUUAUCUAAUACAAAUAGGAGAGAAGUGAAUAUACCAGUAACAACAUUAGUUCCUGGAGAUAUUAUUAUACUAAAUAAACUGUCGAGAAUUCCUGCUGAUAUAGUUCUUUUAACUGAAAAUAUAACUGUAGAUGAAUCAUUAAUUUCAGGUGAAAGUACACCACAACAUAAAGUUAAAUUUAAUGGAAAUAUUAAUCAUUUAUUUACUCCUCAAGAAUAUAGAAGAACAGAUAAUUAUAUACUUUUUGAAGGAACUAAUAUUAUUGAUUUAUGUUCUUCGUUUGAUAAUUUAGGAUUAGUAGUAAGAACUGGAGCAACUACCUUAAGAGGAUCAAUUUUAUAUAAUAAAAUUAUAUGUAGUAAAUUUGGAGAUAUUCAUAUUUGUAAUAAUGAAAUAUUACAAAAUUGUAAUCCUACAUGGAUAUUUAGUGUUGGAUUAUUAUGGACUUUUUGUUUUAUAUUUGGUUGUUUCAUAUCUUGUAUUGAUGUAAUAUUUCUUAAUUUUGAUAUUGGGGCUCUAUUUUUUGUAGUUGCUACAAUAUUAUAUAUUCUACCUUUUUGGUCCCCUUUAUUUAUAACAUCUACAGUUGAAAGAUCAAUUAAUAGAUUAAAGGAUCAUAAUAUUUAUUGUACUAAUUCAAAUGAUUUAAUACAACAUAAAUUUAUUGAUACUGUUUUUUUUGAUAAAACUGGUACUCUUACUUUAAAUAAAUAUUAUAUUAGAAAUUUUUUUAUUUAUGAUGAUGAUAAUAAUAAUAAUAAUAAUUUGAAUUUAUUAUUUUAUCUUAUUCUUGCUACAUGUAAUAAUUUAAUAUAUCCAAAUAUUAAGAAUAAAAAAUAUUCAGAAAAUCAGGGUUCAAAAUUAGAAGAAUGUUUACAGAAAUUUUCAGGAUACUCAUUAUUACGUGUACAAUUUAAGAAAAGUGAAAGAUUAUUUGCAAUACCGAAAGAAAACUUUAAUUUAUUUUAUACAAAAUCAAAAAUAUUUGAAGAUUCACUGGAACAAGAUAAUAUUAAUUGUAUUAAAAAUUUUCAAAAUUAUUUAGAAUAUUUAUGUUCUAUGUGCAAUGCUGUUGAAGUACUUGUCAGGUUUCCUUUUGAUCAAAAAAGUCGUUCUCAAGGUGUAAUAAUUCGGAGGUAUAUAAAAUUGAACUCCUUAAAAAGUGCAAAAAGUUAUUCAUAUACUAAAAAAACAAUUUAUUUAAUAAAAGGUGCAAUUGAACAGAUAAUUAAUUUAAGUUUAUAUAGUAAAAAGGAUAAAUUACAAAAAUGGAUUUCUGAAAAAUCUAAUAAUCAAAUGGCUGGAUCAUAUAUAAUUGGAAUGGGAUAUAAAGAUAUUCCAAAUAAUAUAGAUGAUCUAAAUAUAAAUAUGUUUAAAGAUGUAGAAUUAUUAGGAAUUAUUGAAUUAUUUACUCCAAUAAGACAAGAAGCACAAUCUAUUAUUACAUUACUUCAAGAAAUAAAUAUAAAGUGUUGUAUUGUUACUGGAGAUAGUCUUACUUCAGCAAUACAUGUUGCAGAUUCAGUUCAUAUAUUACAUUAUAAUCAUUUAAUAAAUAAUUGUUCUAUACUUAUAUGUGAUGUAGAUUCUAAUCGUAAAAUAACUUGGAAGUUAAGAACUUAUUAUAAUAAUACUAUAGGUAAUGAAUUAGAUGAAAAAGUACUGGAAGAAUAUGAUACUUUUUAUGUAAAUGAUCCAUUUUUUAAUUCUGUACCAAAAAAUUUAACUUCUUUUAAAAAUAUUGUAUUAAUGUCAUCUGUACUUCUAAAUAUUUAUGAUUCUUAUUUAGAUGAUCAGAUUUCAUAUUUUUAUAAAGAUCUAUCUAAAAGUUUUAUAAUGAAAUAUAUAUUGAUGAAUGCAACUAUUUUUGCCCGUUUUACCCCAGAUCUUAAAGAAAUAAUUGUAUCAUAUAAUCAAAAUUUUGGUAAGACAAUUUUAUCAAUUGGUGAUGGAUUUAAUGAUUGUGCUGCUUUAAGAAAAUCCUCUUUUGGAAUUUUUUUAACUUCUUAUAAAAAUAAUAUUGAUUUAAUUGCUCCAUUUAUAUGUUUAAAUACAUAUAAUGAACUUGAAUCUAUUCCAAGAUUAAUUAUUGAAUCUAAAAUUGUAACUACAGUAUCUAUAAUAAUGUAUUUACAUAUGACGUUAUUAGGUAAUUUAAUUAUUUCAUGUAAAUCUACUUUAUUAUGGAUUUCUCAAGGAAUGAUUCCUGGAUUAGCAUGGUUAUUUAUUGAUAUAUUUUGUGCACUUAUUCCACUUUUAAUUAUGUCUUUAUCUACUCCAAAGAUAUAUGAAACAAAUAAAGAAGAUCUAUUAAGUGAAGAAUUAUAUGAUACAAAUAAAAAUAUAAUUAAUUUAAAAUCGAAAUAUCCUUUGAUUGAUUCUUUAAAUAAAAAGAAAGGAAAUCUAAUAUUUUAUUUUGGUUUAAUAUCUUCUUUUAUUAUAAAUUAUUGUGGUUUUAUUAUAGUUAUGUAUAGAUUAAUCCAUUUCAUUCUUCCAAAAUAUAAUAUUCCUCCAGCUUAUAAAUUUAAUAUAAAUAUUCCACCACAUUUAUGGUAUAUUAGACAAGAUAAUAUUGAAUCUUCUUCUGCUUGGUGUUAUCUUGUAUUCCAAUUAAUAAAUCAAUCAUGGAUUAUUACUCAAAGAGGUUCAUUUAUAGUAAAAAUAAAACUUAAUAAAUUUCUAAUUUCUUGGGUAAUAAUAAUAAAUAUAUUUAUUCUUUUUUGUAUCUGGACACCACCAUGUCAAAUUAGUUGUAUAUUACGUAUAAAUUGUGAUGAUAUAACAUCUAGAAGUAUUAAUCUCUUCAAUAUUAUAGACCUUUCUUCACCUUUUUAUGGUAUUAAAAAAGAUAACAUCUUUCCAAUUGAAUGGAAAUCAGAAUUAUCAUUAUGGUGUAUAUUAUUUUCCCUAAUUAAUUUCUUUUCUAUAUUUAUUAUUAACAAAAUCUUUAUAAAAAAAAUAAAAUAA
Molecule: messenger RNA, 3978 nt
Organism: Cryptosporidium muris RN66
Lineage: Eukaryota; Apicomplexa; Conoidasida; Eucoccidiorida; Cryptosporidiidae
Product: E1-E2 ATPase family protein
Exons: 1
Coding region: 1-3978 (1325 amino acids)
Cellular component (GO): membrane
Molecular function (GO): P-type transmembrane transporter activity; nucleotide binding
Source: RefSeq, a predicted model, not a curated record